UUAUUAUUAUGCAAUUGUUGAACCCGGAACAAACAAGUUUCUUAUGAAGUUAUUGACAGGUGUCGUCUUAAUUUGUUUCGUGAACUUUCGUUCAGUUUGCUGCAAUAAUGAACGAAAUUUUAGUCAGAACCAAUCGGAGUUUUUAUAAUGUUGGAGAUACAGUUUAUGGCCUGGUUUACCUCAACAUUGUACAUCCAACAAAUGGACGAGGUGUUAAGAUCUCCAUAAAUGGUUACAGUAAAGUAAAAUAUAGUCCAAAGUCAAAGGACGUUCCUUCAUCAGAAGUUGUACAAGAGUUACAAGCUGAAAAGAACUACCUUAAAUGUCAAGAUGUUGUUUUAUAUGUAUUAGAAGAGUCCCUCAUGAUUGGCGCCUACAUAUUUCCAUUUAAGGUUUUAUUGCCCCCGAAUAUACCAGGUUCUAUAACUGUGUUUGGAGAGAAUGAAGAUGCAAUAUGGUAUGCAUUUGUCGACUAUAACAUUAACGCCGUGGUUAUUGAUUGUAAAGAGGUGUAUACAACUGAAACUUUUCAAGUGAGAACAUCUCCUCCUGUUGAUUAUCCUCUUGAAGUUACUGCACAGUGUCAACAAUCAUUUCUGAGAUUUUGGAAUCAAAAUUACUCGGUAAAAGCAAGGUUUGACGCAGCUGGUUAUGUACCUGGAGAAGAUAAUGCUAAAUUAUGUCUUCAAUAUAAUACCUCAUCAAAUAUCAAAAUUAAAGAAAUUAUAGUAAAGCUUUUGAAGUCCCUUGCAUUAUCUGGUGGAUCAGCGGGCCGUAAAUCUGUUACUGAGGAAAGUUUUGAUUCCGCUCAACCCUCUUAUAUUUUACCAUAUCGCACACAGGAAAGUAAUGUUUGGCAAACUUGCUUAACAUAUACUAAUGAAGAAUUACCUAACAUACCUCUUGAAAUUAAAAUACCUCUAAAAGACUUAUCACCCACCACCAGCACUGAGAUUAUUCAGUGUUUCUAUAAAGUGAAAAUACAUAUAACUCUACAGAACAAUAAAUCAGUUCAGCUUGAUGUGCCUGGACCCUAUGUACUAUCUCCCCUCGAUGAAAAGUGGUGUAAUCGGAUAUGUCCAGAUUGGAUGAACAAAGGAAAAACAACCUUACCAAAUGUCUCUCUUGGAGAAAAUUUUAGGGUUUCUAGAAGACUCUUAUAUGAAGAAUUUUUUGGACUUCCAGGAUUUUUACCAUUGUGACAUUAUCACCCAUAUUUUCGUGCAAACCCUUUUUGAUACUCCAAGAAAGCAGUUUUUGUAACUGACAUUUAAUGACAAGAUCUAUUUAUAUAUUUAUACAUAGAUAUUUAAAAAUUGUUUUCUUUGCUUACACACGCAUUUCACUUUGUUAACAUGUAACAGAGUUACAAUGUCAAAUCACUUUCUAAUGGAUCUCACAUGACUCACAUAUAUUCUUUAUGUUCUAUCAUGAAAUGUAGCAUACAUUCCUAUUAUAUAAAUAAAUAAUUCCAUUUGUUGUUGAAUCCCAGGUCAGCUUUGAGUGAGCAGACCUAGAGUGAAAAAUAUUCCAGCUCUGACCAUCCAGUCUUUCUUUCAGAUAUAUACAUUAACUAAGUCAUUCAUAAAUUAUGACCCCUCCUAUUCGUUUAAUGCUGACAUAUUUAUAUUCUAAUUAGUUUCCAUUGUUGUUUCUCUUAUGAGAUCAUAUAUAAAUGUUAAAUAUAUCUCAUAAGUUGUAAGGGAAUUUUUAAGUGUAGGUUGCUUUCACAAGGUUUUAUGACAUAAAAUGGAUGAGUGACAAUUUUUUUCAAAUUAAACCAUUGGUUUAUUUAACUUGGAGUCAAAUUUCACUCAAAUCACACCUUACCAUCCUAAAAAUAUAAAGAUUGCAACAUGCUGUCUUAGAUAAAGUAUGUUUGAAGAAAAAAAGGGAUGUUCAUAGCUGGAAUGCUUUUGAUCAUAAGUCUGCUGGAUCAAUACUGGCCUGGGACUAAUCAACACUAAUAACAAUUUCACAAGUAACAUUCUCAGAAAAUCUCAUGCAUAUUUCCAACAGAAAUAUAAAUAUUCUGCCCAGAGUCACAAUGAAAUGACAGAAGCAAAAUUAAACACAUGAUCUAUAAGUUUGUAGUCUAAUACAUUAUCCACCCUACCAUUCUAUCACUAUGUAAGGUGCUAUAGUCAAGAGAAAAAUUAUAGAUACUUGAAAAUGCCAUUCUUUGUUAAUAAUAAUGAUUAAACAAGAAUGUAUUAUCUCUGAUGCUUGGGUUAGCAAAACCAUUACCAGUUUCUUUAAAAGUAGGGGUGACAUAGCAAAGAUAAGUAAAUCAUAGAUUUUUAUAAAAGAGUUUUAAAAAGUAAUAGUUGUAGAGAGAAAGUAAUUGCUAAAUUAGAUAAUAUAGCAGAUUGUUUCUAUAGGGAUAGGAUGUCACAGAUGUCCUUUUUCUAGUGAAUUUUAAGAAAAACUACUUAGCAAAGAACAGUUUGCAUUUUUCUGUAAAAUGCAGGUUACAUGCCUAUUUGACAAUAUGAGGAAGCUACAUAUGGACAAGUAGUUUUAAGGAUGUCUUGAAGUUAUAAUCAAAAUCCUCUCAUUACACAGCCACAACAACAACAAGUAUAAAUUAUGAUGAUGAUAUUACUCUCUUCGCAGGCACCAUCUAAGAUGCUACCUUCCUUCUGCAUGACUUUGAAAAAAUGGUAGCAGAUAUUAGUAGAUAGGUCAAUAUCUCAAUAUUUCUGCUACUAUCAGGAGGGAUCAAUAGGCACAAUCACACAAUACCUUGUAAAAUUUAUAGACUCCUUUGUAUAUAGGAAAUAACAUCACAUCCACAGCUAAUACAGUAAAAACAAAUGUCCUCUGAAAGCAUGGGCUAUUUUUGGUUUUAGUGUCAUUUGGAAGUUAUCACUUCCUGAUGAUCUUAAAAGAAGCUUAUUCUAUGUCACUUCUGAAUCAGUGCUUUUGUACAGGUCCACAACCUGGACACUUUCUAAGCACCUGAAAACAAGGCUUAAUGGCUAUCACACCUGCCUAUUAUGGGUAGUUCUGAAUGUUUCAUUGAAAAAGCAUUCAUCCAAACAAAGACCAUAUGGCUGUCUUCAUGCAAUUUCCAAUAUCAUUAGAGAGAAAAGCAUGUGUUUUGCAGGACAUUGUUGGAGAGCUAAACAAAAACCUAUUAAUGAUACAUUCCUAUGGACAUCUUGACACAGAUAUACAUGUGUUGGCCAUUCAGCAAAAUCCUUCAUCAACCAGCUUUGUAUAGGUACUAGAUGUUGCCCUGUCGAUUUCCUGAAUACCAUGUGGUAUUAUGUAUGAUUGGUGGUAUGAUUGAGUCACAAAGAUCUGAAUAAGCUUGACUAGAUGAUUGACCAAAUGAUGUAAAGAUAGCAAAAGGAAGAUUAAGAUAAUAUUAAAAACUUCAUUAGUAGCUGUUACAUUAUGAGUUUGACUUUAUAAAUCAAGAAGAAAUAGUUCACUACUUUAGAUGUAUCACAUACACUAAUCUAAUGAACUGUGCAAAGAACUAAUGACUAAAUACCCAGAGUUACCCCUAUGAUUUUAUAGAAAUAGCUAUGUUACUUAGGUAAUCUAAUUAGAGGACUUACUUUGACUAACGAGGAACUAAUCGAGCUUGAUUAGUUGUGUGUGAUAAUGCUGAUAAUAUAUGUUGCUUUUUGAAAGAGGAAAUAUAUCUGUCUGUCUAUCUAUAUAUAUGUGUGUGUGUGUGUAUAUAUAUAUAUGUAUAUAUAUCAAAGACCAGUUUCACUCCUUGUUCUGUUUUCAUUUAAUUUAAUUUUUAAUUGAAUAAAAUUUUGAAGUUUUCUCCCUUUUCUUCUUUGAAGAAAAUUGUCAGUUAUGCUGAUGACUUUUUUUUCAUUGUGGGUUUAAUUUUAACUGAUGAGAAAUCACUUCUUGGUUCAUAAAAUAUGUUAGCCUGCAUGUAACCACCUAACUUUAUGUCUACUUUCAAAAGAGCCUUGUGAUGGAAAUUCAGAUCUUGAAAGUAUAAAACCUCUGACCAUAUAUUCUGCAUUGAUAACUAUAAACAAGUAGCAAUCUGUCUUCCAAGUUAUCUCUAGCUGAUCUCCUAAUGGUUACUAAAUACAUAAUUUUACAUGCAAACUCUGAAAUUGGUCUGUCAAAAUAAAAAAAAAAUUUAUAAUGUUAAUAAAUUGAAGAGAUUUCAAGUUAGCUGUUUUAGUGGUUUUGAUGUUGAUAGUAUUUUAGCUUCUGUUCCAUCUAUUCAUCUCUGCCCACAAUUCCUGGGUGGGUCAUAGGGUAGAGUCCUCAGGCACCUCUUCCAUAGGGUCCUAUCAGAAGCAACUGUCAUUACAUUUUCCAAUUGGAUUCCCAAGCAUGACCAACAGCAACUGUGGGUAUUAUCCAAAUAUCUCAUUAUCUCAUUCAUGGUCUACUAGGUUUCCUACCAGUUGGCUCAGUUUGAAGAAUCUGUCUUGUGUUUUUUUUUCCCUCAACAUUCUAAUCACAUGUCCAUAGUACUGAGCUGUGACUCUCUAUGUGAAAUAGCAGCUCAAUCUCUGAGUUAUGCAUCCAGUUGAGUCACAUGACACCAGAAUUCCUUCAGAGGAACUCCAUUUUGUCUGCUUGUAUUCAAAAUUGUACUCUUUUGGGCAUCACCUAGCAUGCAUGACUGUAGGUGAGGAUUUGCACAAAAACCAAAUUGAAGAUAAUGAGUUUGGCCUUUUUACCAACCGUUUCUGACGAUCAAAUGCGGAAACUGGUGCAUUACUGUGCCUGCAAUUCUAACAUUCAGUUCAACCUCUCCUGCUUCUCAUCACUUGUGAAUAUGGCCUUGAGACACUUAAACUUCUGCACUUGUCUUGGUGAUGUUCUACUAACAUACAGGUUGCAUUGGGAAGACUUUCUUAAGAAGACUAAUGUCUCAGUGUUUGCAACAUUACUUCUAAUUGCUAUUGGAUAUUUAAAAAAAAAUGACAUGGUAAAGUUAAAUCAAGCACUUUCAAACCUAACAUUUUUAAAAAAUAAAUUCUCAGAUUAAUUAAAAUAAAUAACUUCCAAAAUAAUAUUCACCUACAACUAGCACUAUGAAACUGAAAGCAACUUUAUCAGUGGUGGAGGUGUACUAAGUUUCGUUCAGUUCCAUCCCUUCUCUUUGAAUGCAAAUCUACUAUAUAAAUGUGAGUGUAUGUGGUUUAUGUAUGUGUGUUUAGCUCUAAUAGGCUCUGAAAUAGUGCGUCUUCAAAAAAA
This is a messenger RNA of Octopus sinensis (East Asian common octopus), 5193 nucleotides long. RefSeq lists its product as uncharacterized. The coding region runs from base 108 to 1202 and encodes 364 amino acids. Gene Ontology annotation, cellular component: cytoplasm. Lineage: Eukaryota; Metazoa; Mollusca; Cephalopoda; Octopoda; Octopodidae. The record is from RefSeq and is a predicted model, not a curated record. The transcript has 12 exons. Gene Ontology annotation, biological process: protein transport.